This is a messenger RNA of Apaloderma vittatum (bar-tailed trogon), 1393 nucleotides long. Its product is annotated as mastermind-like protein 3. The annotation marks the transcript as partial. Gene Ontology annotation, biological process: positive regulation of transcription of Notch receptor target. The transcript has 3 exons. The record is from RefSeq and is a predicted model, not a curated record. Gene Ontology annotation, cellular component: nucleoplasm. NCBI's taxonomy places the organism in Eukaryota, Metazoa, Chordata, Aves, Trogoniformes, Trogonidae. Gene Ontology annotation, molecular function: transcription coactivator activity.
GAGCAGCAUCAAGUGGGAUUGUCUCGGACUGCGGGGUCUAUGCAGCCUUCUGUCCCACCAGGCUCCAACAGCGUGGUCACGGGCACAAGCUCUGGGGGUCCUUUCCUGGGAAACCAGCCGCAAGCAGCCAUCAUGAAGCAGAUGCUGAUUGAACAGAGAGCCCAGCUCCACGUGAUUGAGCAGCAGAAACAACAGUUUCUAAGAGAGCAAAGGCAGCAGCAGCAGCAGAUUCUAGCAGAGCAGCAGCUGCAGCAGCAGUCACAUUUGCCUCGGCAGCAUCUGCAGCAACAGCGGAGCCCGUAUCCAGUGCAACAGGUCAAUCAGUUCCAAGGUUCUCCCCAAGAUAUAGCAGCUGUGAGAAACCAAGCAGCACUCCAGAGCAUGAGGACGUCCCGAAUGAUGGCCCAGAAUGCGAGCAUGAUGGCCAUGGGUCCCUCCCAGAACCCGAGCACGCUGCCCACGACCGCAGGCCAGUCAGACAUGGGCAUAGCUCCUUACAGCAACGCCUCUUCCAGCCAGUCGGGAAUGUACAGUAUGAGCACAGGGAUGAGCCAAAUGCUGCAGCACCCAAACCAAAGUGGCAUGAACAUGGCACAUAACGCAGGCCAGGGAACGAGGCAGCCUGCCACUGGACAAGCGGUGGGAAUGGUGGGCAAUUUCGGUCAGAACAUGCUGGUGAACUCCGCUCUUCACCAGCAUCAGCAGCAGAUGAAAGGACCUGUGGGCCAGGUCUUACCCAGGCCACAAGCACCACGACUUCAAAACCUGAUGGGGACUGUCCCUCAAGGAACACAAAACUGGCAGCAGCGAGGCUUACAAGGUAUACCUGGAAGGACUAGCAAUGAGAUGGGACCCUUCAAUAACGGAACGACGUACCCAAUGCAGUCUGGGCAGCCGCGGCUGUCCAAACAACACUUCCCACAGGGGCUUAAUCAGGCAGUUGUGGACACGGGCGGAACAGUAAGGGCCCUGAACCCAGCGAUGGGGAGACAGUUGCUGCAACCACUACCUGGGCAACAAGGAGCCAGCCAGGCCAGGCCGAUGGUCAUGCCUGCAAUAAGCCAAGGGGUCCCCACGAUGUCAGGCUUCAGUCAGCCUCCGACGCAGCAAAUGCCGGGUGGUAACUUUGCUCAGAGCAGCCAAGGCCAGCCCUACGAGAGGAAUCCCACUCAGGACAUAUCUUACAACUACAAUAAUGAAGGAGCAGGGGGGUCAUUCUCCAGUUUAGCAGAGGGCGCAGACCUUGUGGACUCCAUCAUUAAGAGCGGACCAGGGGAUGAGUGGAUACAAGAACUCGAUGAGUUGUUUGGAAACCCCCAGUGAACGGGCUUGUAUAGUCUGGAGCUUUGGUUGUUACUUUGAAAAAAAGAGAGAGUUGGAUGUUCUCCCCAUC